AUGGUUGGUUCAGCUUCUGGUUCUACCCCCACUCCGCCCCGAGCGGAGGGGGAGGGCCCUCGGGCCCCCUUGGUGCGUCGUGAUCCUGAGGAGGCAGCUGAGGAGGCCUAUGACGAGUUCAUUCGUGCUGAGUUGGGUGAGGCAGCGGCUAAGCAGGCGGCCGAGAUGGCGAGGCGUUCAGUUGAAGAGUAUAACCGCGUGUUAGAGGAAAGGUCACCCCCUCAAGCGACCCCAACACUGAAGCAUCAAAGUAUGGUUACUGAGUCGGCUGAGGACAACAAGCAGACCGAGUUAUCACAGACGAGAGGCAUGUUGGCGCCUCUCCUCACUGGUCAGACGUUGCAAGUGGUGACCGCCCAGAUGCCGGAAAGAUAUGAUGGAGUCUCCGACCUAAGGAUCUGGUUCCGAAGGUUCGAGGCGGAUGCCAGGGCGGCCGGUUGGAACGAGCACAUGAUGGCCGAGAGAUUGGGUAGCUUCUUCAGGGAUUCCUAUUUUGACACUUGGGAUGAGAACGCUGGCAAGAAGGACUUUGCUGCUGAUCGAGAGAUGAUGUUACAACUCUUUGACCUGAUUCGUCCCGACGAGGCCCUGGAGAAGUUCCACGCCUUAUCUUGGGACGGGAAGGGUCAUGUCAGUCAGUUCAUGGCCAUCUUGAAGCGGGCCCUGGAGGA
This is a messenger RNA of Perkinsus marinus ATCC 50983, 671 nucleotides long. RefSeq lists its product as hypothetical. NCBI's taxonomy places the organism in Eukaryota, Perkinsozoa, Perkinsida, Perkinsidae. The annotation marks the transcript as partial. The record is from RefSeq and is a predicted model, not a curated record. The transcript has a single exon.